This is a messenger RNA of Ostrea edulis (European flat oyster), 4187 nucleotides long. RefSeq lists its product as uncharacterized. The record is from RefSeq and is a predicted model, not a curated record. Lineage: Eukaryota; Metazoa; Mollusca; Bivalvia; Ostreida; Ostreidae. The transcript is spliced from 14 exons. Bases 162 to 3845 code for a protein of 1227 amino acids.
AGUUGUGAGUACAUCUUAAGUAUACAUACGUUGAAGUAUGGUUCCCCUUGGGUCACCCUUUUCAAAAACGUGCAAAUCAUAUGGUGCAAAAUGGUGGAAAAUUGAUCCACAACAGAUCAACGGUAGACAGAAAAUGACGUGAUGACUUUGAUAUUCUAAUUAUGGCGGAGAGCCCAACCUCCAUAGAUAGCCGAGGAGAUGAGGAACUGGUUUGUGAUCCUGUUAGAACACGAUGCAGGAUAUAUACUGAUAAUCACAGCACUACAGACCUAGGUGUCGAUCGACCCGGAGCACCAGCUCAACCAAGGAUCAAACAGAAGAGGAAGAGCUCAGAUCCGUUACCGGAUUUAACAAAGGACCAGCGUGUCGUUCUCUACACCCUGUUACUAUGUGAGAAUGCUUUUGGUGGUGUUCGAAUGGAUGAUGACGUCAUUAUGGGUGAUAUUGAUGUCAGGAGGACACUGAGUGAGCUGGCGGAGAGACAGCUGGUGCUGUAUUUUGAUGACAAUGUGCCUUUCUGUGUACACCUAUGCCAACGUGAAGAGAUAAUGAGAUCUUGCAUAGAGAACUGCCUGCUGAGUGACAUAGACAAAGACUUCUACUUACAGGUCGCUUCAGGUGGUUCUCUACAUACAUAUGCAGUCGUGUAUCUAAGUCAGUCUACUUACACAGAACAGCCCUAUCACAUCCCUAUCACAUUAAUGAGACUGGUAAUAGAGGGACGGGCAAAGGAUGCAGUGGGAUAUCAUCAAGGGUUUGAGCAGGGUUUAGCUGAUGAGGGGUUUCAGAAAUUUACACAAGGGUGGUGCAGGAUGAAAAACCUAGACCCUAUGGCGUGGGCAGACGGAAUUCCACGCAAGGAAGUUGCAAGAUUUCUAUCAGCCCAUACUUUCCUUAAAGGAUUACAUAAAGGAUUUACAGAAUUGGUAUUGGACCAGAAACGGUGGAGCAUACUAAUCUCCAUUUUAAUGUCAGAGAAGUAUACCAUCAGUGUAAAUGCCUUGUAUGAGGAUAAACUAAAAAAAAUCCAAGGAGCAUUUCCUUCAUUGGGGGAAUCGAACCAUAGUAUAAGUACAACUGAAGCUGUCAAGUUGAUUAAAGAUCUAGUGCACAACCACAAGCUGUUAACAAUGAAUGAAGAUGAUAGUAGCGGAACUGUGGAGUUUAUAUCGGACGAUGUCCGCCAUCAGGUGAUGAUUUACUUCGUUCUGGAUUGCCUGAAGACUGACGAGGACUAUGCAAACUGCCUUAAUAUGUCGUCUUUGGACUCGUUGCUGGAGUAUGUCCGUCCGAGGUUGUAUAAACCAUGUCACAAAGAGCGAUGUGUAUACUUGCCGAAGAGAAUGACGGAGGUGUUUAUCAGGAGACUGGGGAUAGACGCAAUACGUCACGCCAUGGUGGAGGAGAGAGAGAUAUAUAAAAGGAGAAUGUCCGAUGAUGAUGAUGAUGAUGAUGAUUAUGAUGAUGAUGGAUAUUAUUAUUAUGAUAACGAAAUAUGGCGUUCAAUGAGACAGAAAGUAUCUGAAAUACUUAAAGUGCCUUUGGAAAUCCUUGAAUGGGACUUUGCAGCGCGAAGCAGAUAUGCAGAAUGUGUCAAGAAAGGAACUCAAACCAUACACAGAGCUCGUGCAAUGAUAGUUGGAUGUGCAGGGGCUGGAAAAUCUACUCUUCUUGAGCGUCUUCAGAAACGUAGCCUGGAUGAACUGAAAAAGGUUCAAUCUACGAUAGGAUUAGAAGUACAUGAAGACAUAUUUGAAAUUGCCCCGGAAUUUGAUUUUCUAAAAGAUCUACCAGUUGACACAGACAAAGAGAUGAAACAACUAUUAAGUGUUGUGGACUUUGGUGGACAGUGUGCAUAUUAUGCAUGUCAUCAGGUCUACCUAAGCAGAAGGGCGUUCUAUCUUCUUGUCAUUGACAUGUCUAAAGCAUUCGAUGAGAAAGUUGAUCCAGCACUGUGUGAACAGGCAGGGACCAUGUUUACUGACUGGUCUUAUGGGGAAUACCUAUUGUUUUGGUUGAAGUCAGUACAUACCUACUGUGACAAUGACACCCCAGUGAUCAUCGUUGGAACACAUUUAGACGAAACCAGCGCUCAGAACUGCGACACCUUCUACAACAGCAUCCUGGAGAGUUUAAAGUUCGACAAACAUCUGAAGUCACACCUAGACAGGAAACGCUGCUUUGUUGUGGGCUUUAAAUCUGAUGGUUCAUCUUUUCAGGACACGCUUUCCGAGCUAGAGAAGUGCAUAGUUUCAAUUGCUAAACAAGAUAAAUGGAGGGAAGUCAUUCCUAUAGAUUGGGCACUGUCUGAAGUCGUACUCAGAGAACUCAGAAGACAGGGAGUGAGAAUGACAUCUGUUACAAAAUUAUUGAAUAAAUGUUUUGGUAAAAACGAAGAUAAAUACACACAGAUGAGCGAUAUCCUGAGAUUUUACCAUGAUAUAGGCGUUGUACUACACCUUGAUGGGAUGUCUCUUGCCGAGACUGUCAUCGUUGACAUCCAAUGGUUCGUUGAUUCUUUUAAGAACAUAAUAACUGAUUCAAACCAUGUCAGGGAUAUUGUCGACAAUGACCGCGAUUGGAGUUCCUUUUACAAAAGUGGUCAUAUACUAGACAGACUUUUGACCGAUAUUUGGGAGAGUCGGCGCUUUGAAAUUAACUACUGGGAAAUGAAUGAAAACAAAGCAACCUUGUUGCAAUACAUGCAACGGCUUGGUCUCAUCUCAGUUGGUACCGAAGCACAUUACAUUCCCUGUAUGAACAAGAUGACCUUCGGUGAAAAAGAAGAGAGAUUUUUUCAAUCCAUCCAAAGUAAAACAUCGGUAUUGGUCUUUCGAUUUCACUUCCUGCCAUAUUUCUUUUAUUUCCGUCUUGUUGUUGCUUGUCUGACAAAAACCAAUGGCGAAUGGACCGUUCUGGAAGACAAUGGACUUUGCCUAUAUAAAAAUGUGGCCUGUUUUCGCUAUAAGGGACAUGUUCUAGCACUGGCUGUGAAUAAAUAUUCAAUUCAGCUUCAAGUUUUCCAACCCGGCAAUUUUCCAUUUGCAAAAGUUGUCACACUAGAAAUUCGUGACAAUGUUGAAAAAUUACUGAAUGGUCUAACAAGUAACUUCCACAAAAACAUCAUGUACACUGUAGGAUAUCAAUGUUCAAAACAGGAGGUGUUUCGUGAACAUGAUGACUGUUUUGUUGAAGAGAUAGAAAUCCAUAGGAAAGGAAACACCUCUUGCCCAAAACAUGGAAUGAUAAAUUAUCAUAUCCUGAGUGAAUCCGCUCUUUUGUUCUAUUGGAAGCAGGAUGUCCUAACCGAGGUAACGAAUUUGGAGUGGACCAGUCUCUCGGUGCCGGAACCAAGGAAAUAUUUCAAGACUUUUGACGAACUCACGAAGAUUGGACGAGACGCACUCCAGAUAUAUUUUGACAAAAUAUUUCCACCAAUGGAUUUAGCUAUUGCACUCACCAAUAACGAACAUAGUCUACAGCAUGGACAUCACAAGCUUGAUGCAGACCAAUGUGAUAUGUUAUUUCCUGCCGAUAGAUCGAUUCCCUCUUCAGCAGCUUUUGAUGUGACCGUCAUGUACAAAUUGUUGAGAAAUUACGGACCAAGUAUUUCACCACCGAGCAAAGGCUGGGGUAAGAGACCCGACAUUGGACAGAAACUUCCUACAGAUGACAUGGAAAGAAUCAGACUCUACAGAAAUGAAGUUCAACAUAAAACUCGGACAACAAGCCUCAUGGAGAAGGAUGACUUUGAACUGAAAUGGAAGGAUCUAUCUCAGGCAAUACUAAGACUGAGUAAUGGAUCCCUGAAGAAAGACAUAAUGGCACUGACUCAACAACAAUAAUGGCAUGCAUGAUAAAAUAGCCAGUUCAAAAUCACGAGUUUGAAUUCGUGUUUUCGUAGUAACUACACAUGACCAUCAAUCUACUGUGUUUCAUUCAGUGAGAUGUACAUUUUCUCAGGAAUGUAUUGCACGUUACUUUACCAUGAUGUGAACAUCAAGUCAUACCUAUGGUGAUUCGGGUAAAUAGUAAAAGAAGAGGAAUAUAGAACAACUACUAUACAUGUAUAAACAAUCGUGUUAAAGCAUAUGAUUUAAAUGUGUGAUUAACUCCUAUCAUAAUGUACAUUGUCUGUUCUGUAAAGCUUUGUAAAUAGCAAAAGGCAAUAAAAUGUCAGCUUUCAA